CCUCCCACAGCCGGGCAAGAAGGCUUCCUUCUAAUUCUUGCUUACCUUGAACCGAUACAAUAGUGUCCCGCUUAUAGAGAUGACUGACUUAUCUCUUUCCUAACAAACCAACUAACCAAAUAUUAUCUAACCCUUAUCUCUUCCCUAACUAAUCUGAUCUAAUCCUUAUCUCUCGCCUACCAAACCAUAACCACGCGAACAGUACCGAUGCCCUCAUUAGAGCCUCCCUGACAUUAACACUGUGGUCCUCUUCUUGUUCUCUCACACUUUUACAUGCACUGGGAAUUUGAGAAUGACUGAGACUCAGAGAGAAUACUUCAUUAACGUUUAUACCGCUUUCUUUAAAAUAGCCCCACUUCUGUCAUCUCUUUCCAUCUUAUCUCCCCUUCUCUCCAAAUCCCUAUGCUCCUCUUCUUUGCCUCUUGUCCAUUCUCCUGUACCCAACUACUUUGAUAUUUCUAUCCACUGCUUGUGACGUGCUCUGCUCUAGGAUGAGGCUACCACCACUGUGUAGGUCCAAGGACCAUGAGUCAUGCAGAUCAUAGCCAUCUGUUCCAAGAGCAUGAUCUGGUAUAUUAUGUGCCCGAUGCGCACAACCCAGCCUGUAACUGCCAGCCUUCUAUUUGCCUGCACCUGCACUUGAGCUCUGGCAAAUUUCUAGCCACCUUACAUGGAUGGCCAGACCUCUGCAACAAUCCUGGGCAUUUAUGGUGGACACAAUUCUUUCUCAUAGAUUUAUUCAUGAAACUUCUAGUUAUAAAAUUGCGGCUCGUCCUGAAAGGCGCAGACAAUUUGAAAUUGACCUUUGUUCGUCUGCUAAUGUUGCUAUUGAUUUAUUAACUGCUUGCAUGGCCAUUGAUCAGCUGAAAGAGCAGGUUUUGGAGGGAUUUUCUUCUUGGCUUCGUUUCUGUCAUGGAAUCUCUGCCUCUGAACUCGCAUCACAUCCUUUGGUCCAUCUGGCACUCUCUUCAUUGAACUCUGGUCAAUUCUUGGAGGCAGCUGUAAAUGUUACAUCUGAACUGAUACAUGCUACUGUAUCUCAUGGCGCUGGUACUAUGGCUGAGCAAGUGCCACUCAUUCAAAUUCUUGUCCCUCAUAUUAUGGGUCUGAAAGAGCAGCUCAAAGAUCCAUCUAAGGAUGAAGAAGAUGUAAAAGCUAUUGCUCGUUUAUAUGCAGACAUGGGUGAAUCCUAUGUUGACUUGAUUGCCACAGGCUCAGACGAUUCAAUUCAAAUAGUGAACGCAUUACUAGAAGUUACUUCUCUUCUCGAAUUUGCCAUUUCCUCCAUGACGUUUAAUUUCUGGCAUUGCCUUAAGCGUAACCUCAUUCGAAGGGACUCUGAUGUAUCAUAUGGAUUAGAUGUGACGGUUGAAAUUGAGAAAAACAGAAGAUUACAAAUAUUUCGUCCAAAGUUUGAAACUCUGGUGUCUCUGGUCAGUUUUCGAGUUGAAUACCCUGAGGACUACCACACCUUUUCCGAGGAAGACCGCAAGGAUUUUAGACAUGUUAGAUAUGCUGUUAGUGAUGUGCUACUUGAUGCAACUGAAGUUCUUGGGGGUGACUCGACGCUAAAACUACUUUCCACCAAGCUUGCUCAGGCAUAUGGGAGCUGCAACAAUGAGCAGAACUCCAAGUGGCAACCUGUAGAGGCUACCCUGUUUUGUAUACAAGCAAUUGCUAGAUCAGUCUCAAUUGAGGAGCGAGAAAUUUUACCACAGAUUAUGUCACUGCUUCCCUGCCUUCCUCAACAUGAGCAGUUGCUACAAACAGUUUGUUUGACCAUUGGAGCAUUUUCAAAAUGGAUUGAUGCUGCACCAGCUGAAUUAUCUAUUCUACCACCUCUAGUUGAUAUUCUCAAUAAGGGUAUGAGUACAUCAGAGGAUACAGCUGCGGCUGCUUCUAUGGCCUUUAAGUACAUAUGUGAAGAUUGUAGGACGAAGUUCUCAGGGUCCCUGGAUGGCCUCUUCCAGAUAUACCAUAUUGCAAUCAGUGGAGUUGGUGGUUAUAAAGUUUCUUCAGAGGACUCGUUGCAUUUGGUUGAAGCCCUAAGUGUGAUUAUCACAACGCUUCCACCAGAAUCUGCUAGUAGAGCCCUGGAGUUAAUCUGCCAGCCAGUAAUCAAUCCCUUGCAAGAAUUUAUCCAGCAGGGUGAUCAAGUUCUUCAACGAGUCCCUGCUCGGCAUUUAACUGUACAUAUAGACCGACUAUCAAGCAUUUUCAGUAAUGUGAAACAACCAGAAGUUGUUGCUGAAGCUGUAUAUAGAUAUUGGCCGACACUCAAGAGUAUCUUUGAUCAACGAGCAUGGGAUACCCGUACCAUGGAGUCAAUAUGCCGAUCUUGCAAAUUUGCUGUAAGGACAUGUGGAAGGUUCAUGGGAAUGACGAUUGGUGCAAUGCUUGAAGAAAUCCAAACUCUCUACCAACAACACAAACAGUCUUGCUUCCUUUACUUGUCCAGUGAAGUUAUCAAGAUUUUUGGAUCUGAUCCAUCUUGUGCGGGCUAUCUUACUAGCUUGAUACAAAUACUUUUCAGCCAUACAGUGCAGCUUCUCAGAACGAUUCAAGAUUUUACAGCCAGACCAGAUAUAGCUGAUGAUUGCUAUUUGUUAGCAUCAAGAUGUAUUCGUUACUGUCCUGAUCUGUUUAUACCUACAGAAACGUUUCAAAGAUUGGUUGACUGCGCAAUGGCUGGUAUAACUAUACAUCACAGGGAAGCCUGUAAAUCGAUCUUGUCUUUUCUAUCUGAUGUCAUUGAUCUUCCAAACUCAUCUGGCGGGGGACAGUACCGUGAAGUUAUUAACACAAUCAUACUUCAGCGUGGUACAACCCUUACUAGAAUAAUGAUUGCUGCCUUAACAGGGGCGCUACCAUCUGGUCGUCUGGAGGAGGUUUCAUAUGUUCUGCUGUCACUUAGCAGAGCCUUUGGUGAGGAUAUGCUGAACUGGGCAAGGGAAAGCAUUAAUCUUAUACCACCACAAGCCUUAACGGAUGCUGAACGUUUGCGAUUCUUCAACAUCAUAUCUGAUGCUACUUCCGGGUCUAGUCUUCAUAACAUAACAGAUAGAUUCGGAGAAAUCUCAGAUAUCUGUAGACGAAACAAAACAGUGCAAGACCUAGUUCAAAGUGCCUUGCGGCCUCAGGAUUUGACCGUCACGGUGGUUCGACAACAGAUGUGAUAACUGGAUGUCUCUGCAAGGCAAGUUUAGAAAGCCAGUGAGUCAGUGUUGAUUGAAGACUCACGUCAUCUUGGGAAUUUUUUCUUAGUUCAUACAGGUUUGAGUUGCGGCGGCAUACAGUUCAGAUUUGUUCAGAGCAUAGAUAGGCCAGUUAGCAUUGUAAUUCUUUCGUGUUUCCCCUUUGUACAUGUGCCACAAAUUGUGUAUUUGGGGAGGGAGAUAAGUUGUGUUGUAUUAUCUCAAAAAACAGUGUUAUACUUGGUAUAACUGGCAGAUCAUGAGGUAUGGUGAUCUACCGUGGGCCUGAUUUUGCGUUGGCCGUUCAGCUUCUUUUUGUAAAGUAGGGUGGCCAUCGAUUUUAUUAUGUAAGCUUAUACCGGUUGUUAAAGAAAAUUCUAGUCUGUGUUCCCUUAUGGUCACCAAAUGUAAUGGCCCUAAAGGUAAUUCAAGUUUGAUGAUUAGAACUUGUGCAAUUUUAAGCU
Molecule: messenger RNA, 3658 nt
Organism: Zea mays
Lineage: Eukaryota; Viridiplantae; Streptophyta; Magnoliopsida; Poales; Poaceae
Product: transportin MOS14
Exons: 23
Coding region: 675-3176 (833 amino acids)
Biological process (GO): protein import into nucleus
Cellular component (GO): cytoplasm
Molecular function (GO): small GTPase binding
Source: RefSeq, a predicted model, not a curated record